AACUUCGUCUCAUUGCUAGAGUGGACGCCGCACACAGAAGUCAAUAAUUAAUUUUGCUCUGAAAAAUGUUCCAUCACGUGUUCCGCUUGGCGCCUCUCGGGGGUGGUUAUUCAAAUUACGGGGAGGUGCACCAAUUGCCGGAGUUUCUCUACCUGCACUUUAGUUUCCUGGGCCUGGUGAUCGCCUCGUUGGGCGGCGCGGGCCUGCUCGUCUUUUUGCUACCCGCGUUGCACAGAAAGGGUCCCACCCUGCUAGUCGGUCUCACGGCCAUCGCCUGCGGAACCGUGGCCGCCUACGGUCUGGUCAUGCCCAAUUGGCAGCAGGCCACCAUGGAGUUCAAAAGUAUCGACCGCUCACAAAAUAGACAGCUUUUGCUUGGCGUGCGAGUGGGUUUGAGCGGAACAAAUUUCAGUGUCGCCCACGAAAUGCUGUCCGACGGCAUAGAACUCUAUUGGGACCAAAGGCUUGAGUUUGACUCGUUAGAUGGAAUGUCAAAGCAGUUCCACGACGGCCUUGCCGCGGGCCUUCCGCACGAGAUUCUUGAGCUGGAAGAGCAACUGGCCGGCUGCGGAAUUAUGUUUGGGCAACCGGCCUUUGCUUGGCCAUUCCAUCUCCGCAGGGCCGGUUACUUCAGCUCCUGGCUGCUUGCUGGAGUUAUCGUCGGCUGGCUGUUCACUCUGGUAUUGCUGAUGGCUCUUCCGACCAUCGGAGCAUUCAGCCUUGGCGUGACGGGGCUGGGUCUGACCCUCGCCCCUGUGAUUUACUGGGGCCUCCUCCCAGCCAAAGCAGGUCCUGCAGGCCACCUCACUGUCUACGGAAUUGAAGUGCCUCUGCACUUCGGACCUUGUUUCUGGGUCUGUCUGUUUGUCGGGCUUUGGACUGCUACGGUGGGCUUUGGAAUUAGGAUCUACCACGUUUGCCGACCGGACACUUUCUUCACCGACUUUGAAGUGGACUAUGAUGCUUUGGAGGAAAAGAGAAAACACAUUGUGGCUCUUGAGCUUGAGCAGCAGGCAAAAGAAAGAGCUCUUGUCCAGGAGAUGGAAGAUUCAAAAAUUGCUGAUACACAAGUUUAAAUUUUCAAAAUCAAGUUUGCAAAAUGUACAUAUUCUUUUUUAAACAAAAUUUGCUCACUUUUAAAUAUUCCAGAAUUUGAAUUAAUUUAUAUAAAAAUACAAAUGUGCUUUUUUGAAAAAAUAAAGGUUUCUAUUUUAUUUUCUAAA
Messenger RNA from Neocloeon triangulifer, 1223 nucleotides. RefSeq lists its product as uncharacterized. NCBI's taxonomy places the organism in Eukaryota, Metazoa, Arthropoda, Insecta, Ephemeroptera, Baetidae. Bases 66 to 1076 code for a protein of 336 amino acids. Gene Ontology annotation, cellular component: endoplasmic reticulum membrane. The transcript is spliced from 4 exons. Gene Ontology annotation, biological process: protein transport. The record is from RefSeq and is a predicted model, not a curated record.